Molecule: messenger RNA, 1181 nt
Organism: Salvia hispanica
Lineage: Eukaryota; Viridiplantae; Streptophyta; Magnoliopsida; Lamiales; Lamiaceae
Product: Putative methyltransferase family protein
Biological process (GO): protein methylation
Cellular component (GO): nucleus
Molecular function (GO): protein methyltransferase activity
Source: RefSeq, a predicted model, not a curated record
AUAUUACUGCUAGUACUUAAUACAAUCGGUAAAUAUUAAGAUAAAUUAAUAAAAUCUAAAUUUUAAGAUAAAAUUGUAAAAAAUGGGUGUAUAGAUUUGAUUCUGGAUAAUUUUAGCCCUAAUAUUAUGUCAUUUUGUGAUCUCCAAAACCUGUCAACUGCAGUCUUGGUGCCUGUAAAUUGUAAACUAGAAAAUCGAGAAGUGUUGAGAGAGAGAUGGACAGUGGAGAAGAGAACGAUAUGGUUUGCUUGGAUGAAUCUUUCUUCAUCAACGACAACUACCAAAUCGCAAGGUUUACAUUUGGGUCACAAAUUCUUGAACUCUACUGCCUCCAGUCCGCCUCAACUGAUUUUGAUUUGACAGGGCAGAUGGUAUGGCCUGGAGCAGAGCUCUUGAAUAAUUAUCUCUCGAAGAAUUCUGACAUUCUGCGAGGGUGUUCUGUUAUCGAGCUUGGCUCUGGUGUUGGCAUCACAGGGAUACUCUGUAGCAGAUUUUGUAGGGAAGUAGUUAUGACUGACCAUAAUGAUGAGGUUCUUAAGAUCCUAACAAGGAAUAUUGAGUUAGACGACUCUUCAAAGAAUUCAGCUUGUUCUGCCAAAUUGAAAUCUGCAAAGCUAGAAUGGGGAAAUUCUGAGCAACUCGAUGACAUAUUGCAGAGGCAUCCAGAAGGAUUUGAUCUUGUUGUUGGAGCUGAUAUCUGCUUUCAGCAAGCCAGUGUUCCUCUGCUCUUUCAUACUGUUAAAAGGCUCCUCAAUGUCGGCCUCAAGAAGAAUUGUCGGUUUAUACUGGGCUACGUGUCACGAGCCAAAGUAAUGGACGAUAUGGUUAUAGGAGAAGCCUCUCGGCAUGGACUGCGUAUAACUGAAGUUGCUGGAACUCGUGCUGAGAUAAGAAAUCUUGGUGGAGUUAUUUAUGAAAUUACUUGUCCAUGACUCAUCAGAAGCGAAUCCACGACUCAGAUGGAGAUUGAUAUCUGUUCAUGGCGAUUUUGAUAGUUUUUGUUCUCUUGAGAGUCGUUUUGAAUGAAUCGGGUUAAAUUUUUUUCCGGAUUAGAAAUUUUCUACCCUAAUCUUUUCUCCCGAUUUAUUUGAGUGGACAUGUCACUUUUAGACUGGAUUGAUAUCUCUAAUCCAAUAUGUAUGGAAGAGUAUAAUGAUGAAAUGAAGCAGAUUUUCGUAUAA